AUGAGAUUCUCAACUCUUCUUACAGGUCUGACACUCGGUCUGGCCUCUUCGUCUCAGGCAAUCAAUAUCCUGCUCAACAACGACGACGGCUUCGGGUCGGGCAAUCUACGCGAAGUGUAUCGCCUCUUGAAAAAGGCAGGCCACAAUGUCUGGAUUGUCGCACCCGCAACCGAACAGAGCAGCCAAGGCGGUCGCUCCUCAUUCACUGAACUCGGAAACCUUACUGGGCCAUCACAAUACGAUAUUAUUCCAAAGGGCGCCCCAUCAGUUGGCACGGAUCCUCAUGACAGCCAUAUUUGGUACUACAACGGCACACCAGCAGCUUGUACAUUCGUCGCACUGGACUACGUCCUCCCCAGAUACGCUCCUUUCAAAGUUCCCGACCUCAUCGUAACUGGACCCAACUACGGAACCAACCUCGGUCCAUUCGUCUGGACCCUCUCAGGAACCGCAGGCGCAUCAUACGCCGCCACCGAGCGCUCCAUACCCAGUAUCGCCAUCGCAGGAAGUAACCAAAAAAUCGCCUACUUCGACAUCAAAAACGAAACCAACGAAGCGACAUGGACCGCAAAAGUAUCCGUCAAGGUCGUCGAACAAGUCAUCAGCAGCGCGCCAAAGGGCGGUCCUCUCCUCCCUCUUGGCUACGGACUGACAGUGAACAUCCCCGUUCUCACUGCGAAUAAUACCGAUCCGGAGAUUGUGCAGACGCGCAUGAGUGGCAAUGCGCACAUCAAUGAGGCGGUGUUUGAUCCGGCAAAGGGGGUGUUCACGUGGGCGAACAUUAAGCCCUAUGCUGCUGGUGUGAAUGCCUGUGUGAAUGGAGACUGUGCACUUCCUGGUGAGACGUAUGUUGUUGAGAAUGGGAGGGUGUCGGUGUCGGUGUAUAUUACGGAUUAUGAUGCGCCUAUGUCGGAGUAUACAGAGAGUAUAAUGAAGCGUAUUAAGCCGCUGACGAAGAAGUGCUCCAAACCUAAAUAG
This is a messenger RNA of Pochonia chlamydosporia 170, 978 nucleotides long. RefSeq names its product acid phosphatase precursor. The coding region runs from base 1 to 978 and encodes 325 amino acids. The transcript has 4 exons. Lineage: Eukaryota; Fungi; Ascomycota; Sordariomycetes; Hypocreales; Clavicipitaceae. The record is from RefSeq and is a predicted model, not a curated record. Gene Ontology annotation, molecular function: nucleotidase activity.